Clupea harengus (Atlantic herring) is the source of this 3528-nucleotide messenger RNA. It is a transcript of the gene ttc13, whose product is annotated as tetratricopeptide repeat domain 13. NCBI's taxonomy places the organism in Eukaryota, Metazoa, Chordata, Actinopteri, Clupeiformes, Clupeidae. The record is from RefSeq and is a predicted model, not a curated record. Gene Ontology annotation, molecular function: protein binding.
CUCACCUGCACUCAUUAAACACAACAUGGCACCUGCUGGCCGGGGUGUUGUGGUAGCGCUCUCACUGCUGUAUUUAUGCCGAGCAAUUUUUUCCACUGAAUACUUUUCUACCCUCACUUUCUUCAACAGUGAACUUCAAAAGCAUGGAUGUAGCUCUCCGCUGGAGUGGGAGGAGUACGCAUCCGACUGUGAGUCCUCUAUCCUCCAACUGGAAGAUCCAGAUUGCGAGGAUGGAAGCAACCCAGCAUGCGAGUCAGUCUUCUCCCUAAACGCAGAGAAGAUUUUGAGCCAGGCAAAGUUGUUCAUUGAGCAGAAGAGGUUUCCAUUUGCAGUGGACAGUCAAGACACAAAUGAGGAGCUUGCCAUAGGUUAUGUGCUCAUUGGCAAUGGACUUUAUGAUGAAGCCAUCAAGCAUUUCUCUGUGUUGCUGCAGGGUGACCCUGAACUGGUCAGUGCUAUCUAUGGCCGAGGAAUUGCUUAUGGCAAAAAGAGCCUGCAGGACAUCAAGAAUGCAGAGCUGGCACUCUAUGAGCUGAGCAGAGUAAUUGCACUGGAACCCAACAGCCCAGAGGUGUAUGAGCAGCGGGCCGAGAUCCUGUCUCCUCUGGGACGGAUCAGCGAGGCUCUGAGCGAUCUCUCUAAAGCCAUCCAGCUGCACCCCUCAGCCCGCCUCUACAGGCACCGAGGAACGCUGCUCUUCAUAUCUGAGGACUAUGUUGCUGCCAUGGAGGAUUUUCAGCAGUCAUUAGAGCUUAAAAAGAACCAGCCAAUCGCUAUGCUCUACAAGGGUCUCACAUUCUUCCACAGAGGAAUGCUCAAGGAGGCCAUAGACACUUUCAAGGAGGCUCUGAAGUUAAAAUCGGACUUCAUUGAUGCAUACAAAAGUCUUGGACAAGCUUAUAGGGAACUUGGGGAGUUUGAGCUAGCCAUGGAGAGCUUUCAGAAGGCAUUACUGCUGAAUCAGAACCACAUCCAGUCUCUGCAGCUGCGAGGGAUGAUGCUGUACCACCAUGGCAGCCUUCAGGAAGCCAUUGGCAACUUCAAGCACUGCCUUCAGCUGGAACCUUACAAUGAAGUGUGCCAGUACAUGAAGGGCCUGAGCCACGUGGCCAUGGGCCAGUUUUAUGAAGGCAUCAAGGGCCAGACCAAAGUCAUGCUUAAUGACCCGCUGCUGGGCCAGAAGACGAGCUCGGAAUAUCUGAAAGUGAAAUACCUCAGAGAAUACUCUCGCUACUUGCACUCUCAUCUGGACAUAUCUGUGUCAGAAUAUAACGUGGAUCAGGAUCUUCCAGGAAACUUCAAAAACCACUGGGCCAAAAACCUGCCUUUCCUUAUAGAGGACUAUGAGGAACAGCCAGGCCUCCAGCCUCAUAUAAAGGAUGUUCUACCUCAGAACUUUGAGAGCUACAACACUGAAGUUCAGAAACUUAUAUGCACUGCUGAUCACCUCGGUGCCCUUAUGCAGUACAAUACGUCAGGGUUCCUCCCCAAUCGUAGAAUACACAGAGCUAUGGGGAUGGCCACCAUAGAGGUGAUGCAGGCCAUGCAGCGGACCUGGAGCAACUCCAAGGUGCGCGUCAAUGGCAAGACCAGACAGAUGCAGUGGAGGGACAUGUUUGACAUAGCGGUCAAAUGGAGGAGGAUUGCAGAUCCGGACCAGCCAGUUCUGUGGUUGGACCAGAUGCCAGCAAGAAGUCUCAGCAGAGGCUUCAACAAUCACAUUAAUCUCAUUAGGGGACAGAUUAUAAACAUACGAUAUUUGGGAUACUUUGACAACAUACUGAAAUUUAUCAAAGAGCGAAUACUUGUUUACCACGGAGCAUAUAACCCAAGAGGGCUAGUGGAAGUCAGACAAGCACUGGAAAAUGUCAAUAAGGUUGAAGACCUUCUCCCCAUAAUGAAGCAGUUUAACAGUAAAACAAGGGAUGGCUUCACUGUCAACUCCAAGGUGCCCAGCUUAAAGGAUCCUGGCAAAGAGUAUGAUGGCUUCACCAUCACCAUCACUGGAGACAGGGUGGGGAACAUGCUGUUCUCAGUGGAGACACAGACCACAGAGGAGCGGACCCAGCACUACCAGUCAGAGAUCGAAUCCAUUUACAAAGACCUGACGGCCAAGGGCAAGGCCCUCAUGUUGUCCACUGAGCUGGGGGAUGCAGAUGCUGUUUGUAAUUUAAUUCUCUCCCUGGUCUACUACUUCUGCAACCUGAUGCCACUCUCCAGAGGCUCCAGUGUGGUGGCAUACUCGGUUGUCAUGGGUGCACUAAUGGCCAGUGGUAAGGAGGUGAUUGGUCGGAUUCCUCCUGGAAAGCUGGUGGAUUUUGAAGCCAUGACGACGCCUAGUCCUGACCGCUUCAGUAAAACAGCUAAGAGUUGGAUGAGCCUAAAGGGCUUGCCAGGGUGGUACCAGAGUCUUCCUUCAGUGGCUGAGACAUUUCCCACGACAAGAACCAUGAUUGAGGUCCUGAACACAGACGCGUCAUCACACUGUCCGAAGAAGUCCUAAAAACUGUCUCCCGGCAUGAAUAAAAAGGGCCUGUCUUCUCUUCCACCCUCUCUGCUCAUAGACUCACAUGGGACCUUCUCUAUGAUGCACAAUUCAAAAUGGAGAGACACAUUGUUUGUUAAUUGUUAUGAAAAAUAGAAGUUAUUGAAUGUCAGUUCAGAGUGUGGCGCUCCCGUGUAUUUGAACCAUUAGAACUUGUCUUUAAAGCCACUAGUGUGUUAUGAGAUUAUUUUGGAAAUUUAAAAGUUUUAACUUUUCAUGGUUAAAGAUUGUAUCAGCUGAAUAUGUGACAAGAAACAAUUGCCCCUUAUCAUCAGUCAUUACAAACUCAGAGCAGAUCAGAGCACAAUGUAGGGAAAAAAAGUGAUUGUUAAAUUAGGAUGGGUGUCUCUACAUUUUGUGACUUGUUUUAAUCAGGUUUUUAUUGCCUAUAAGCAGAGAAGGUGGCGGGGAGACUCAACAGAAACAGUCCUUCAGGGAUUUAAAGUUCUCCCAGAAAUACUUGAACAUUCUACAACAAGCAAUCUCUUUUAGUUCUUUUUUUUCUCAAGGUUGAAAGGUAACAGUUACUUAAUGUCAUUGUUGGGGAUUAUCAAAUGUUUCCAUCAGACAAUCAUUCUCAUUCUCAUUUUAAAGCACACUUGAUCCUUCCAUGUUGGAAGCUUGCUAAGGUUAGCUGUAGCAACAUAGUUGGACACAUUGGGAUGAUCUUAAAACAUGUGAAUUUGCCCUUACUGUGAAUUGAAUGAUCUUUGAGUUGGCCCAGAAGGCUGAAACUCACGUUAAAUGAUUAUUGUUACGUUUCCCAGAAAACUACUGUUAUUUUACUGUUAUUUUACUGUUCCUUAUCAAUAAUUGCUGUAUGGUGAUUUUUAUUUAAUUUUGCACUGGGUGAAAGAUUAUUAAAAAGCGGAAAAAAAAUACGCUUCUACCAUCCCUGCCCCUAACACUGUCACCAUGAGCAUACAGACAUCCAUGACACCACUCAAUAAGGGUAGCCUGGCCAAUAAAGUUGUUAAGAUGCA